AUGUCGCAGUCUGGCGGUGGCCUCGACGCCAUCAGCAGGAGCGCCUCGCCAGGCUCGCUGAAGCGAAAGCGCGAAACUCCUGACUUCUCACAAUCACGAUCUGCCGCGGGCAGCGUGACCGCAAAGUCCGCCCUCGUCAACGGCGCGACGGCGUCCAGCACCCUCCAGCCGCACAACAUGGCUUCCACGAAUGGCGCACGCCCGAAGCAGCAAUACACCUCCCCAGACUCGGACGAGAUGCAGACAGACAACGGCGACAUGCUUCGAGGCAUGGGCUCUGCGAGCUCUCUCGCCAGCGCCGCCUCGUCGGUCUUUACGCAAAACUCACAUGCCUUCGCGCAGAACCGAAAAGGCUCUGCCGCCAACGGCCUAACCCCCCUCACCAACGUCACAGAAUCUUCGCCGCCCAAGGGCAACAGUCCGCUCCACUCGAAACCUGCCUCUGCCAUGGAGUCCAUCGACGGCGUCGUGGCCUCCUCGCACGUGCCUGCCUCUGACGGCCAAGAUACCGACCAGCAACCCCCACAACGCCCACAAAUGCUCCCGCCACCAGGCACAGUGAAAGGGUACAGAGCGGUUUGGGAUCCGGAAUUGGACGGCAAGCUCAGCAAAGAAGAGCGAAAGCGCGCAAUACUUAGAAAGAGAGAAUUUGGUGCCGAGGCAUAUCAACCGGAUCCGCCACCAGAUCCGCGGUUGGCCAUACCUGGAUACAUGUCUGGGCUAUGCAGACCGAAGUUGCAGCCCAGCAAGGCUAUUCUUCGAAUCGCGCCCUACACAUUACCACCGUUCAAGGUGGACCGGCAUUCGACUGGGCCCGGCGAAGCACAACAGGUGGUGGUGAUUGGCUUUGAUCCCUUCUUGCCAGAAUCGACAUUGAGGCUCAAUCUUGGGGUAUACGGCAGUAUUGCGUCCAUUCAAAAUAAGACAGACCCAGAAACCGGCAGCUUUCUCGGCAUUGCCUUGAUUAAGUAUCGAGACUCUGCUAGAGACGGAUUCGAGGUUACCGCAGUCACGGCCGCGAAGCAAGCCGCGGAGGGUUUCAAUGGAGAGCGGAUCAAUUUGCAUACAGUCAAAGUUGAGCUGGAUCGAGAGGGCAGGAAAUGCAAGCGAUAUGUGGACAACGUGCUGAGGGAGGCUCGGGAAGAGCGUGCGAAACACAUGAGAGCAGCAUCUCCUGCACUUACAGCCGACGCAUCGAAAGGAGCGAAAGAUUCGCCAGCACCUCCUCCAAAUGCGCCAAAGGGACCGUCUGCAAAAGCAUCAGCGAAGGCGGCGGCGGCAGCGGUACAAACUCCAGAAGCAGCGAAAGGAGCGGCAAACGUUCCAGCUCGGAAGUCUGGAGCUGCGUCGCUGAUCGAAGACGAGCCCAUUCUCAGCAAGAUCAAGCGGAAGCCGUACAUCCACAUACCACACUCCUCGGUACCUGUGCUUGGCACUACGAUUCCUCACUUGAAGAAGCGCCUAAAAGCGUACGAUUGGCGCGAGGUUCGGCUGGAUGCGACUGGAUACUACAUUGUGUUUGAAGAUUCCAAGCGUGGAGAAGACGAGACUGAGCGAUGUUUCAACGAGUGCAACAAGGCGGCUUUGUUCACUUACAAGAUGGGAAUGGAGUGUCAGAAAUACGGCAAUCCUGACUACGAACGAAGUCCAAGCCCAGAGCGGGUGAUCGCUCAAAAGAAACAGAAAGAGGAGAUUGAGCGGUUGGAGCGUGAGGAAGCCGAAGAUCUUGAGAUCGAGAAGAAGAACAGGGCAGAGAAUCUUGACCCUGUUCAAGGAGCGCUCGAGCAGCUUCGAAUGGAGUUGCGCGACAAGAUCAUGGGCGACAUCAAGACGAGAAUCGCCAUUCCCAUUUUCCACGACAGUCUGGACCCGUCGAAGCAUGUUGCGAAGAGGAGGAAGCUGGGCCUGCCAGAUCAUUCCGACAUCGAGAACAAAGCACCCGCCUUUCUACUCAACAAAGCUGGAGAACAAGGACCAGACACACCUAAAGGCCGACGUGGGCAUGGCUCUAAGCCUUUGCGACCUCAUGAUCCGAAUCGGCAGCGAGGACGUAAAGGCGAUCGAGGGAUGGAGCCAAGCAAUGCUUUCAUCGAUGAGAGGAGGCGCAAGCCAGCACCACGCGCGUCGCAUGCUCGUGGUCUUCACUUCCGCUUGCAGCGAGCAGCGAUGAGCGAAGAUGAAGAUUCAGACGAUGAACGACACACUUCCAUCACACGCGACACGGAAGAUCUCGAGAGCCGCCCACUUAGUCGCGCAAGUCGCAACUCGACGCCGUUUGACUCGGAGACUGCUGAAACACCCAAGCGCAAACGGGCCAAGAUCAGUGAUUCUGAAGAUGAAGACGACAAACCAGAACAGUUCACUGCAUUUCAAAAGGACCUACUGGGUCACCUCUUGUCUAAGGAGCCUGAGGAGCUCGCAACACGCGAACUUGAGCUGGUUGUGCACACCCUUCCCCGAGGUUCGAAGUACAGCACAAGAGCUAGGACCGAGUUGUAUAUUCGCCAGCGAUCCCAAGCCGACGACGACCUGUUUUUGACGAAGAACGAGCAAGCCAAAGAUAUCAGCGAAGAUGCAGCGGACGAGACUGCUGUUGCAGAUGCGAAAGCCAGUAAAGAGAAGACCAAGAAGAAACGCAAGACAAAGAAAGAGAUCCUGGCCGAGCAAGAAGAACUCAAAGCCGAAGCGAAGAAAGCAAAGGCUUCCAGCAAACCGGUUGCGCAAGAUACGGUCGAAAAGAUUGAACAGAAAGAGCUUGAACUUGAAGCCGCCGAUGAGGUUGAGGACAAGGACGUGGAGCUGCACCUGACUUUCGACAAGCCCAGGCGGACGGUUGAGGAGGACCGUGGGGUCAUUCUUGAUGUGGACGGCUGGCAGAAUUUCAUCAAGGAUGAUGAGGACCUUGCGUUUGCGAAGAAGGCAUUAUCUGAGAUCAUGCCUGCCGACGUUGGCGAUGCGAGACUUUGGGCUUGGAAGCAAAAGGAGAUCAAGGCUUUGAACAGCGAUGGCGCUGCCGGUACUGCGCAACCACAGUCUCUAAUCCAGGGAUACUACGUGCCCAACCCGACUGGCUGUGCUCGAACUGAGGGCGUGAAGAAGAUUUUGAACGAGGAGAAGUCUAAGUACCUUCCCCAUCGCAUCAAGGUGCAGAAAGCCCGAGAGCAACGCCAGGCGAUGGCCAAGUCGAAUCCGACUGCAGCUGCUGAAGCCGCCAAGAUCGUCGCUGCCGAGAAGAUCGCGCAGACGGCGACGUCUCGUAGCAAUCGUGUUAACAAUCGCCGUCUCGUCAACGACAUCAACCUCCAGAAGCAGUCUCUUGCCACGGCCAACAGUGACGCAGAUGUCGCGAUUCGUUUCAACCAACUCAAGAAGCGCAAGAAGCUCGUCAAGUUCGACCGGUCUGCCAUUCACGGUUGGGGUCUGUAUGCUGAAGAGAAUAUCGGCAUCAACGAGCUCAUCAUUGAGUAUGUUGGUGAGAAGGUGCGGCAAAAGGUGGCGGAUCUUCGAGAGGAGAAGUACGACAAGCAAGGUGUUGGCUCGUCAUACCUGUUCCGCAUGAUGGAUGAUGAGAUUGUGGACGCUACCAAGAAGGGUGGCAUUGCACGUUUCAUCAACCAUUCUUGCGAUCCCAACUGCACGGCCAAGAUCAUCAAGGUGGAAGGCACGCCAAGAAUCGUCAUUUAUGCCUUGAAGGACAUUGGGAAGAAUGACGAAUUGACGUACGACUACAAGUUCGAGCGCGAAAUCGGCUCGACGGAUCGGAUUCCUUGUUUGUGCGGUUCGGCGAACUGCAAGGGCUUCUUGAAUUAG
Messenger RNA from Zasmidium cellare ATCC 36951, 3810 nucleotides. RefSeq lists its product as uncharacterized. Bases 1 to 3810 code for a protein of 1269 amino acids. The transcript has 3 exons. The record is from RefSeq and is a predicted model, not a curated record. Lineage: Eukaryota; Fungi; Ascomycota; Dothideomycetes; Mycosphaerellales; Mycosphaerellaceae. Gene Ontology annotation, molecular function: histone H3K4 methyltransferase activity; protein binding; nucleic acid binding. Gene Ontology annotation, cellular component: Set1C/COMPASS complex.